UACAAGUCCUCCCAUCUCCUACUCAGCAAAGCCAGAGAGUAACACACUGUCUGGUGGGUUCCAUCAGAGGAGAGUACAUGGAGCACACCUGUACAGAUCACAUUGACCUGGACUCCUUCCAUGUAUCUGAAGAGUAUGGAUUUCUUCUGGAAAAACCAGCGACUGACCUGCCAGAAUACUACGAUGUUUGGAUUGACUUGGCCAGCAACCUCACACACCUCAUCCACACACAUCAGCUGAGAGACCUGGUCCAUAAAAUGGCCAAUCUGAGUCCUCACCACUUGAGAGGCCAUCGACAGCUCAGGCUGGCUCACCUGGCACUGGGCUUCAUCGUCAUGGGUUACGUCUGGCAGGAGGGGGAACACCUGCCAGCGCAGGUGCUGCCCAAAGCUCUGGCCCUUCCCUUCUGGCUGGUGUCACAGAGACUCGGCCUCCCUCCCAUUCUUACGUACGCUGAUUCAGUUCUUGCCAACUGGAAACUCAGAGACUCUACAGGAGGCAUGGACAUAGGGAACUUGGACUUGGUGUUUUCCUUUCCUGGGGGUGAGAGCUGCAGAGGGUUCUUCCUGGUUUCAUUGUUGGUGGAGAAGGCUGGAAGCUCAGGGAUACAGGGAGCACUGGAGGUGAUGAAAGCUAGGGCCACCUGCGACCUCAUCAUGCUACAGAAGGGCCUUCACAAAGUGGCCCAGUCUCUGAGGGAGAUGAUGAAAAUGCUCAAACUUAUGCAUAGGCAUGUUGAUCCCGUCUCAUUCCAUGGAACUUUGAGAAUUUUUUUCUCUGGGUGGAGAGAUAAUCCCAUGUUACCGGACGGUCUUCACUACGAGGGGAUCUGUGAUGAACCCAUCCAGCUGUCUGGAGGAAGUGCUGCCCAGAGUUCCUCCAUCCAGUGCUUUGAUGCACUACUGGGCGUUCGUCAUGAAGACCAAGCAAAUGCUUUCCUCAAGCGCAUGAGAGACUACAUGCCUCUGGCCCAUCGCCGGCUCAUAGAGACACUGUCCAAGCACCCUUCCCUGCGCGACUCCAUCCUCUCCGGCUCCAGCCCCUCCCUCUGCCAUGCCUAUGACGCCUGUGUGCUGGCGCUGGUGGAGCUGAGGAGCUACCACAUCUGUAUGGUGGCCCGCUUCAUCACAGUCCCCGGGAGCCAGGCCCGGGCAUCCCACUGUCCUCUCAGAGGGAUAUGCAAGGCGUUGGAUAAUACUGGCACCGGCGGAUCCAAACCCAUAGGUUUCCUGAAGAGUGUCCGCGAUGCCACUCGCAGGAUGCUCAUCUCGGACCAUAUGUAACCAGAUAUCCGAAAUGGCUAUAUUCUUCUAAAUCAAUUUUCAUUUCAAUUCUCACACUACACUGUACAUGUGUAUGCUUGGUCCAUGAAUCUGAGGACAUUGGGCCAUCAUUUCCUUCCUUGCUCAUGUGAGACUCUGUCCUAGAGUUGAUUUUUUGGAAAUACUAACUUUAAUCACAGGAAUCUGUGUGUGUGUCUGUGUGGCUUGAUUAUCUUGAGAACCGGGCAUUGAAUGAAGUUGGUCAUCGUCCGGUGUAGUGCUUAGGACCCAAGGACGUGCAGUGCCGCAUGAAUGAAAUGUAGUCUGACAUGGGAAAUGAACAAGAGAAAGUACCUUCUGUCAGUUUAAACUAAAAUAACUAGCAACCAGUCACAUACUGAAAUAUGUACCUCUUGUACCUUUUGUACCUCACUGCUCUUGUGAAAUAAUUUGCUAACCAUGCUUGGAUCAAUUUAAUCAAUGGGAUCCUAUCAACCGUUAAAACCAAGGAAAUGGUUUAAAGUCACAAGUCAAGGCUUGAUAGAUUGCCACACUAUCGUUUUUAAGACUGAAAAGAAAACUCUAAUGAGCUCAAUGUAGCUUGCUUACUGACACUGGAUAGAAAACCAUUGCAGCCUGGCGAAAUUGUUGCCUAAAGUGCCUAGCUAGAUGAACUAGUUAGUAAUCUACAUCUAGUCAGCUACAUCGUUGAUGCAAUUUGAUUGUAUACACCAUGACAACACCUGUAUAUUGCUCGGAUUGUUUAUAAAACUAAACUAAAACAAACCAAUUUUGAAACAACAAAAUCCCUCAAAUCCAUGAUUGAUGAGGGAGAAACAAGAUUUCAGCAGAGAGAGGGCCCAUUACAAUCCAUUUGUUUUUGGUAAUUCAUUUUAGAUAAGUAAUGUAGAUAUUAUGGGACAAGCCUAACAUGGAAAAACUCAACAAAACAAAAGUAUGAUGAGUUACGGUUUGUGAAAAGCCUCAAAAGGAAGAACAUUCAAAUCUCCACCUAACAGCCCUAACUCUACCAAAAACACGUUUAUUUCAGUAUACAGCUGGUACACUUGUUCCAACACUGAAGCUAUGUUGGCCUGUAUCGGAUGCAUGUCAGAGAGCUGAACCAGAUGUACUCCUAACAUUAACUGUGCUCUUUUUCCCCCCCAUAUAUUUUACCCAGUGAAGGUCAGACAUGAAACAACUCAGGUGUCCCAAUACAUAUUGCCUUGAGCACUACUUCUGACUGCAGUAUAUGUCCUCAGAGACCUGAACUGUUGGCCCUACCCCUCUGACUUCACCCGCUUUACCAUGGUAACUGCUGUUUAUAGCUCAGAGCAUAGACCCCUUUGAACCAGCAUUGAGAAAUGAUACAACAGUGACAUUAAGAAAGUCAUAGACAGAAGGAAGGAUAAAGGGAAGGGAGAAGUGAGAUAUGGAGUGAUGGAAUGAUGUCAGAGGGAAGCAAAAAGGGAGGAAAAUGUAUGUGUCGGAAUGACUAAAAAGGCAACUACAGACAGAUGGAAAGAGAGGUGUAGGAGGGGAGAUUGCUCCUCUGGUUUGAGGGGGAGCAAGCUGAGAGCCUUUGGGUAGCAGGUGUUGAGCUGGAGAUGACCCAAUCAUAAGUCACCCGAGUGGUGCCCCUGCCAGCCAUCGAACCAGUCACAAGUAAGGGAGAAAACAAACAGUUUUGUAGGCAGCAGUUUGCACUGUAGGAGAGUGCAGCUGAGACCUGGUCACAGACAGAUUAUCUGCUGAUAAGGCAGAGAGCAGCAUGUACUACUGAGUAAAUAUGGUAUGAUUAGCUGUUGUUGUAAAAUUAUGUAUUAUACCUGAUUUGAAUGAAGACUAUCAAACUUAUACAAAGUCCUCUGUAUGCAGGACAUUAGGGUAAUGUAUGUGAAAGAAAUACAGACACAAAUUUUCAAUUGAGAAUGCUUUACUUGUGAAGUAAAAAUGGUACAA
Molecule: messenger RNA, 3224 nt
Organism: Hypomesus transpacificus
Lineage: Eukaryota; Metazoa; Chordata; Actinopteri; Osmeriformes; Osmeridae
Product: indoleamine 2,3-dioxygenase 2-like
Exons: 10
Coding region: 78-1283 (401 amino acids)
Biological process (GO): 'de novo' NAD+ biosynthetic process from L-tryptophan
Cellular component (GO): cytoplasm
Molecular function (GO): indoleamine 2,3-dioxygenase activity; L-tryptophan 2,3-dioxygenase activity; heme binding
Source: RefSeq, a predicted model, not a curated record